Messenger RNA from Eublepharis macularius, 3482 nucleotides. It is a transcript of the gene DUSP16, whose product is annotated as dual specificity phosphatase 16. The transcript is spliced from 7 exons. Gene Ontology annotation, molecular function: protein tyrosine/threonine phosphatase activity; MAP kinase tyrosine/serine/threonine phosphatase activity. The record is from RefSeq and is a predicted model, not a curated record. Lineage: Eukaryota; Metazoa; Chordata; Lepidosauria; Squamata; Eublepharidae. Gene Ontology annotation, biological process: protein dephosphorylation; negative regulation of MAPK cascade. Bases 668 to 2647 code for a protein of 659 amino acids. Gene Ontology annotation, cellular component: cytoplasm; nucleus.
UCCCGACGCUCAAUGACUGCGCCGGGCUCCGCUCGCCUCCCGCCCGCAGCAGCAGCCUUGGCAAGCCCGCCGCCCCCCCUCGCCUCCCCCCCCGUCCUCUUCAAGGAGGAAGCAAAGGCUCCAGCCCCCCCCACCCCGGCGCUCUUGCGCCUUCCUCCUCUUCCUCCUCCCCCCAGCCGGUUCCGAAGAAGGGAGACGGAAGAGGCCGGUGGGGGCUCCCGGCCCUUUAAAGCGCAGGCAGUUCAUGAGAGGGGAGAACAAUAGGCUGCAAGUCCACUCCUGAAGCAAAUGAUGAGAGAACAAAGGUGAAGCAUGAUGUAAUGGCAGGACCAGCAGAAAAGCAUCUUUUGUUUGAGUUGUGAAGUGGUUACUCUACAGCUGAAGAUGAAUCAGCUGUGAGGGGCUGCUUUGUGGCACAAGCCCUGUAGGGCUGACACAUCAACUGGGAGCUGGAGGAACCAUUCCUCUCCACAAAAGCAACAAAAAUGGGCCCAAUUUUUCUCCUGCCAGUCACUACCAGUAUGACCUCACACCCUCCGAGCGCGAUGGAACGGCUGAGCCUUUGAGUGGAUAGCCAUUACAUCACCUCCUUGAUUGCCUCUGCUGCAAAUCGGAGAGGAAGGUGGUGGCACGGCGGGAAGGGACUCGGUGCAUCGUUGUCGUUGUUAUGGCUGAUGAGAAGAGCAGCACUCGGCUCAUUGCUGCCGAGAGGCUCGUGGCGCUGCUCGAGAGCGGCACGGAAAAAUUGCUCCUGAUUGACAGCCGCCCCUUUGUGGAAUACAAUACCUCUCACAUCUUGUAUGCUGUCAACAUCAACUGCUCCAAACUCAUGAAGCGGAGGCUUCAGCAGGAUAAAGUGCUGAUCACCGAACUCAUCCAGCACUCUGCCAAGCACAAGGUUGAAAUUGACAGCAAGCAAGAAGUUGUGGUAUAUGAUCAGAGCUCAAAGAAUAUGGCUUCUCUUUCUAGUGAUUCUUUUCUGACUGUUCUGCUGGGAAAGCUGGAGAAGAACUUCUGCUCUGUUCAUCUACUUACAGGUGGAUUUGCUGACUUCUCAAGCUGUUUCCCUGGCCUUUGUGAAGAAAAGUGUAUUCUGGUGCCUUCCUGCAUUUCUCAGCCCUGCUUACCGGUUUCUAACACUGGACCAACCAGGAUUCUGCCUCAUCUCUAUCUUGGGUGUCAGAGGGACGUCCUCAACAAGGAGCUCAUGAAACAAAAUGACAUUGGUUACGUCCUGAAUGCCAGCAAUACUUGCCCCAAGCCGGACUGCAUUCCAGACUCUCACUUCUUGAGAGUGCCUGUGAACGACAGCUUCUGUGAGAAAAUUUUUCCAUGGCUGGACAAAUCUGUGGACUUCAUAGAAAAAGCAAAAGCCUCGAAUGGUCGUGUUCUGGUGCACUGUUUAGCUGGAAUAUCCCGCUCUGCCACCAUUGCGAUAGCAUACAUAAUGAAAAGAAUGGACAUGUCCUUAGAUGAGGCCUAUAGAUUUGUGAAAGAGAAGAGGCCGACCAUUUCUCCUAAUUUCAACUUCCUUGGCCAGCUUCUGGACUUUGAAAAGAAAAUCAAGAGACAGACUGGGCAAGCAGGUCUCUUCAGCAAACGGAAACUUCUGCAUUUGGAGAAAACCAGCGAUCAGGGACAGAGUGCGGAGAGCGGGCAGAGCAGCAGCCUUCUCCCCUCCCCACAGCUGUGCGUUUCAGAGAGGGUGGAGCAGAGGUCGGUGGACUCGCUCAGUCUGGCAGGACCACCUUUGUCAUCUCUCGAAGACAGCCCGCUGGUUCAGGGCAUAAGAGGACUCUGCGUGUCCUCGGACAAAGUGGAAGACAGUAACAGGCUGAAGCGGUCGUUUUCCUUGGACAUCAAAUCUGUCUCAUCUGUGGCAAACAGCAGCUGCCUUAUGGCUUCAGGACAGGGAUAUCCCUCUUUGGAGGACACAUUAGAAUAUUACAAGCAUUCUGCAGCCUUGGAAAGUAGCUCCAAGUUAUGCCAGUUCUCCCCUGUUCAGGAGGUUUCGGAGCAGACGCCAGAGAGCAGCCCAGAUAAAGAGGAAGCAAAGGUUCCGGAGAACCCCCAGAAGACCAGGCAGCCUGACAGUCAGAGCAAAUGGCAGCACUUAGGGCGAACCACUAGCACCACCCAGAGGUCCGACCCACUGCAUCGGAGCGGCAGCAUGGAAGAUAACUACAGAACGAACUUCCUCUUUGGUCUCUCCACCAGCCAGCAGCAUCUGGCCAAGUCUGCAGCUGGGCUGGGGCUGAAGGACUGGCAUUCAGACAUUUUGGCCCCUCAAGCCUCGGCGGCGUCCCUCAGUAACAGCUGGUAUUUUGCCACAGACCCCUCUCGCUUCUAUUCCGCUUCCGCUUUGUAUGGGAGCAGUGCGGCCUACUCAGCCUAUAGCUGCAGUCAGCUGCCCACGGGCUGCGAGCAAGCCUAUGCGGUACGCAGAAGAGAAAAACAUGGUGCUCGGGGUGACUUGCGACGGAGCUGGCAUGAGGAGAGCUCCUUUGAGAAGCAGUUCAAACGAAGGAGCUGCCAGAUGGAAUUUGGGGAAAGUAUCCGGUCAGAGAACAGGUCCCGGGAGGAGCUGGGGAAAGUGGGCAGCCAGCCUAGUUUUUCAGGCAGUAUGGAGAUCAUAGAAGUAUCUUGAGCUUCUUCCGCAGCUGUGUGACUUUUCCCCUUUAGGGUCAAACAAUUCCCUGUAAAUCUGAAAUUUCAAAAACAAAAUGCAAACUGUGGGGCUUCAGUGUGAAAGAAGUGAAUAUAUACAGUGAGAGCGAGAGAGUGAAUAUAUAUAUAUAUAUGUGUAUAUUAAAAGAGUAAUUAAAUGAUAAGGCUAGAACCUGCAUGAGGCAAUCAGCUAUUUUCCUCUGGUUCUCUUGCCCACACUCUCUCUCCCCUCACUUGCAGGUAGAAUUAACAGAUUUAUGUCAUAAUUUUUUUAAAAAUUCCUCCUGACAACUGAAGCAGUUAUAUGCAAAGAAUUGCACUUUCUUUUUGUAGUUGAGACAUCUUUCUUUGUAAGUUGGGCAAGUCUUUUUUGGUUCUACUGAAUUAGUCUACUACAAAACAAACCCCAGCCCGCCUUCCAGCUGAUUUUGUUCUCCAAGUCCUUCAAUAAUGCACCUGAGCCAAUCUCUGCUGGAACCAUCCUUUUUGAGGAAAAAGAAAAUGUAACACCCCCUCCUCUAGCUUGUCGGUAUCCAGGUUGGGCCAAAAAGUAGCAGGGCCUUUGUCUGGACACUGAAAGUGCUAUUGUGGUGGAUAAGUUUUAGGUUCCAUGUAACAAACCUUUACCUCAAAUGAAAAAUGUGGGCAAGUUUUUCUGGCUACCAGAUUAAGCAAUGUGAAGUAACAGCUGAAUUGCUUGUUUGUUGGUUUCAAGCAUGGUAUUAAAUGCUGAUGGUGUCUGUGUGCUUCCCCAUCCCCGAUUCAUUCACAAAUGGUGUGCGCUGAGAGCAGCUGAAAUGAACCUUAAAAAUUAA